AUGGAUGACUCCAAGGAAGAGAGGGAGAAUCAUCUGUGCUCCCCAGGGUGUCAGGACUACCAUCAGUCCAUCAUGAUACUGCAGCUCAUCUCCCUGCUUCUCUUCUCUGCUCUCCUCGUGGUUGUCCUUGCCAAAGUUGCUGUUCCUCAAGCGCAGACACACAGCUUGGAGCAGAUCCAGCAGCAGCUGACUCAGAUCAAUGCCUCGCUUGCUGGCCUGUGCCGGCCCUGCCCCUGGGACUGGGAGCUCUUCCAGGGAAGCUGCUACCUCUUCUCCCAGACUCAGGGCAGCUGGGAAGCCUCAGCCUCCUCCUGCCGGGACCUUGGAGCCCACCUGGUGAUUAUCAACAGUGUUGAAGAGCAGGACUGCCAUCGGUCCGCCACAAUACUGCAGCUCAUCUCCCUUGUGCUCCUGGCUGCUGUCCUCGUGGCUGUCCUUAUCAAAGGCUCUGACGUUCCUACCUCCCAGGAGCAGGAGCAGGAGCAGGAGCAGGUAAAGCAACGCAUCCACCAGGAACUGGACCAACUGAAGGCUGGACUAGACCGCCUGUGCCGCCCCUGCCCCUGGGACUGGACUCUCUUCCAAGGAAACUGUUACUUCUUCUCCAAGUUCCAACAGAACUGGAAGGAAUCUGUCACCGCCUGCCAGGAAGUGGGGGCCCAACUUGUUGUCAUCAAGAGUCAUGAGGAGCAGAGCUUCCUGCAGCAGACCUCUAAGAAGAUAGGCAAUGCCUGGAUGGGCCUGUCGGACAUAAAACAGGAAGGGAAAUGGAUGUGGUUGGAUGGUUCACCACUGAAAUGGAGCCAAUAUUGGUCUCGAGGGGAGCCCAACAAUAUUUACGAUGAAGACUGUGCAGACUUUUCAGAAAAUGGAUGGAAUGAUAACUCAUGUUCCUUAGAGAAAUUCUGGAUCUGCAAGAAGCCUGCAUCUCCCUGCUCUAGGUGA
Messenger RNA from Peromyscus eremicus (cactus mouse), 945 nucleotides. Its product is annotated as CD209 antigen-like protein C. NCBI's taxonomy places the organism in Eukaryota, Metazoa, Chordata, Mammalia, Rodentia, Cricetidae. The transcript has 9 exons. Bases 1 to 945 code for a protein of 314 amino acids. The record is from RefSeq and is a predicted model, not a curated record.